CGGCGGCGGCUCUUCGGGGGUGUGCUGACCUCCAAGAGCACGCUGAACACGCUGGGGGUGGCUGUCAACCGCACGCUGGCCCACCGACUGGAGCGCCUGGUGUACUUUACCGGUACACGGGGCCGCAAGGUGCCGCACGGCAUGACAGUGGUGACGCACAGCGAUGAGCGGCCCAUCUGGAACAUGUACCAGACUGUCAGGUACCUUCUGGACCACUACGUAAACGACUUCGACUGGUUCUUCCUGGUGCAGGACGAUACUUACACAGAGGCACACCGGAUCAGCCGCCUGGUUGCCCACCUCAGCAUUGACACCCACCUCUACAUGGGUCGCCCCGAGGAGUUCAUCGGUGGGGACACCGAGGGACGCUACUGCUAUGGGGGUUUUGGCUACCUGCUGUCCCGCAGCCUCCUCCUGCUCUUGCAGCAGCACCUGGAGAGCUGCCGCAAUGACAUCCUCAGUGCCCGGCCCGACGAGUGGCUGGGCCGCUGCAUCAUCGAUUACACAGCCGUCAACUGUGCUGAGGAGCACGAGGGCUUGCGUUACCACUACUUCGAGCUGGGGAAGAAUGCAGACCCUGAGCGGGAGACCGACCUCCGUCUCCAGAGCGCCUUCACUGUCCAUCCUGUGCUGGAUCCCCUCCAGAUGUACCGGCUGCAUAAGUACUUCGCGCAGGUGGAGCUGGAGAAGACGUACCAGGAGAUCCAGCAGCUCCAGCUGGAGAUCCAGAAUGCCAGCAGCCUGUCUGCUGAUGGGGACCACGGCGCCACGUGGCCCAUUGGCAUCCCGCCCCCCUUCCAGCCCAAAACUCGCUUCGAGGUGUUACGCUGGGACUACUUCACGGAGGAGCAGGUCUAUGCCUGUGUGGACGGCUCCCCCAAGUGCGAGCUGCACGGUGCGGACCUGGCAGAUGUGGCCGACGUGGUGGCCACGGCCAUGGAGGAGCUGAACCACAAGUACCAGCCGGUGCUCCACGUCCGCAAGCAGCAGUUGGUGAACGGGUACCGGCGCUUUGACCCCACCCGUGGCAUGGAGUACACGCUGGACCUCCAGGUGGAGGUGGUCACCCAGAAGGGGCACAGCCGCUCUGUCACCAAGCGCGUGCACCUGGUGCGGCCCCUCAGUGAGGUGGAGAUCAUCCCCAUGCCCUACGUGACGGAGGCCAGCCGCAUCAAUGUCAUCCUCCCACUGACGGCCCACGACCGGGACCACGCUGCCCACUUUUUGGAGGCUUAUGCGGCGGCUGCCUUUGAAAGCAGCGAGAACGCGGUGCUUACCUUCCUCUUUAUCUAUGACCCCUUUGAGGCCCAGCAGGUCACCCAGAAUGACAUCUUUGCCUCCGUGAAGGCCCAGAUUACCGAGUACGAGCGCAAGUAUGCAGAGGUGAAGAUCCCAUGGAUCAGCGUCAAGACGGAUGCACCCUCCCAAAUCAAGGUCAUGGACAUUAUCUCCAAGAAGCAUCCCGUGGACACACUUUUCUUUGUGGCUGGCGGGGGGGCAGAGGGCACCGUCGACUUCCUGACCCGCUGCCGCAUGAACACCAUCAAUAACUGGCAGGUCUUCUUCCCCAUCCACUUCCAGGGCUACAACCCUGCCAUCGCGUACCACAACCAGGUGCCGCCUGCCACGCUGGACCUGCUGCGGGACGCGGGGCACUUUGACCGUGACGUCUUCCACGAAGCCUGUUUCUACAAUGCCGACUACAUGGCAGCACGCACUCGCAUGGCAGGUGACGUGCAGGAGAACGAGGACAUCCUGGAGACCCUGGACAUUUACGACAUGUUCAUCAAGUACUCCAACCUCCAUGUCUUCCGGGCUGUGGAGCCCGCCCUGCUGCAGCGCUACCGGCACCAGGCCUGCAACCCCCGGCUCAGCGAGGAGAUCUACCACCGCUGCAUGCAGAGCAGCCUGGAGGGAGUAGGUUCUCGCUCCCAGCUGGCCAUGGUCCUUUUUGAGCAGGAGCAGGGGAACAGUACCUGAACCUUGGGGCGCGGAGGGGCUGGCCCUGCCCUGCCGUGCCUGCCUGCCCACCCCAUCUCUUCUGCCCAAAUCUGUCUUCCUCCUCCUGGUGGCUUCAGGGAUUGCUGGUGCCCAAGCUCGUGACUUGUCCUGCUGGGCCUGC
Egretta garzetta (little egret) is the source of this 2122-nucleotide messenger RNA. It is a transcript of the gene CHPF, whose product is annotated as chondroitin polymerizing factor. Gene Ontology annotation, molecular function: glucuronosyl-N-acetylgalactosaminyl-proteoglycan 4-beta-N-acetylgalactosaminyltransferase activity. The record is from RefSeq and is a predicted model, not a curated record. Gene Ontology annotation, cellular component: Golgi cisterna membrane. Bases 142 to 1980 code for a protein of 612 amino acids. NCBI's taxonomy places the organism in Eukaryota, Metazoa, Chordata, Aves, Pelecaniformes, Ardeidae. The transcript has 3 exons.